ACAGCAUAAGGGAUGAUAUAAUGAGAGCCAUGGAAACCAUACAGAAUCAAAUCAAAUGCAUAAAAUUUAAACAGCGUGAUCCAGAAACAAGAGAUUAUGCCUUCCUUACCAAGAAAACAGGGUGUUGGUCUUUUGUAGGUCGUCAAGGAGGUUCUCAACAAGUUUCUCUGGAUAGCACAUGUUUUGCUGUAGGAGUAAUCAUACAUGAACUAAUACAUGUUAUUGGGUUUUGGCACGAGCAUAGUCGCUCUGACAGAGAUGAAUACAUUCAAAUUCUGUGGGAGAAUAUUAUUGAAGAUCAAAAGUCUAACUUCCAAAAGUUUGAUAUAUGGGAUAACAACCUACUUGGCGAAACCUUUGACUAUGACUCUAUCAUGAUGUAUGGGUUGUACACUUUUUCCAAGGAUGGUGCCUCUCAGACUAUGAAGGCAAUACAGGAAAAUGUUACCAUUUUACCAGUCUCAUCUAAAGUUCAACUGUCUGACAGUGACAUCAGAAGAAUAAAGAAACUCUACGAAUGUGAUGGAAUGAUUCGGCCUCCUGUACCUGAUGUUCCUCCAACCAAGUGUGAUUUCGAACUGGACUACUGUCAUAUGUCAAAUCAAAUGGAUCCAGGACUGGCUCUGUGGAAAAGAAUAAGAGGUCGUAUGGGAUCACUGAAGGGUGACCACACAACAG
Molecule: messenger RNA, 678 nt
Organism: Limulus polyphemus (Atlantic horseshoe crab)
Lineage: Eukaryota; Metazoa; Arthropoda; Merostomata; Xiphosura; Limulidae
Product: zinc metalloproteinase nas-4-like
Exons: 4
Biological process (GO): proteolysis
Molecular function (GO): zinc ion binding; metalloendopeptidase activity
Source: RefSeq, a predicted model, not a curated record